Molecule: messenger RNA, 2283 nt
Organism: Trematosphaeria pertusa
Lineage: Eukaryota; Fungi; Ascomycota; Dothideomycetes; Pleosporales; Trematosphaeriaceae
Product: MFS general substrate transporter
Exons: 4
Coding region: 376-2073 (565 amino acids)
Biological process (GO): transmembrane transport
Molecular function (GO): transmembrane transporter activity
Source: RefSeq, a predicted model, not a curated record
GUAGACCUCAAGGCCCGUAGGCUUGCAUAACAGAGGCUUGAUUACCUACUUAGGGAUUAGUCAAUGUGCCCGACAUCCGUUUUUCAGCCAGCUUCGCAUACGGCUGAACGAGUGCCCGGAGCGAUUCCUUUUCGUAGGGCUGGUAUCCACAACGUUAUGUUGUUCAUCCGAGGGCACCAUGUGGGCUCGUCCGGUGUAGUCGUCGUAACAUCGAGCUGGCUGUAUAUCUAGGCUGCUGUCCGCCUACCAUGGCAUCCCAGAACAGCACCAAGAUCUUCUCCAGCUUCCAACAGCGAACAGUACCUUUCCGCAUUUGUAUUCAAGGAUCUCUUUGGCAGUUUCCUGUCUUCUGGCUCCUAGCGGCGGAAAUUCGUCAUGGCGACCCCUUCCUCAGUGUCCCUUUCAGAGGGACCGAAAUUGGAAAUCCCUGAGAUACUACCCUCCGCGGCACCAAACCAAGACUCUGUCUCCGAGAAGUCACAAGAGUCAUCAGAGUCGACCUUCAAUCCAGGAUGGCGGUUCCUGGCUGCAUUCGCCAGUCUUUCCGUCAUCACACUGAUGGCGGCUCUAGACGCGACCUCGAUAUCCGUGGCUCUUCCAAUCAUGGCCCGGCUUCUAGGUGGCUCCGCCAUUGAAGCAUUCUGGAGUGGCACCAGUUUCCUCCUGACAUCGACCGUCUUCCAGCCCGUCCUUGGCUCUUUCUCCCACAUCUUCGGACGCAAGCCUCUGAUCUAUCUCAGCUUGGUCCUUUUCGCAGCGGGUGCAAUCAUUGCGGCCUUAGCGAAUAACUUCACCGUCAUCUUGGUCGGUCGAAGCAUCCAAGGUGUGGGUGGCGGAGGCAUCAUUGCCCUCACGGAAAUCGUUGUCACUGAUAUGGUCCCCUUAAGAGAGCGGGGAAAGUGGUUCAGUUUGAUAUCUGGGAUGUGGGCGAUUGGUACCGUAGCAGGGCCACUGCUUGGUGGUGGCUUCUCUCAGAACGUCUCCUGGCGCUGGGUCUUCUGGAUCAAUCUCCCGUUCAUCGGUAUCGGCGGCAUCAUGAUUACGCUCUUCCUCAAGCUCAACUACAAGACGAGCUCCUUCAUCGCCAAGCUACGACGGGUCGACUGGGUCGGGAUGGUCCUGUUUCUUGGAUCGACAACGGGCUUUCUCAUUCCCAUUACAUGGGGUGGAGUGCAGUACCCAUGGGAUUCCUGGAGGACGCUUGUUCCGAUGCUUGUCAGCGCGGCAGGCCUCGUGGCUUUCGUCAUCCACCAGGAAUAUAUCGCGCCCGAGCCUCUUAUCCGAACGAGUGUGUUCAAGAAUACUACAGCGGCGGUAACCUACCUCGAGACGGUCAUCCAUGGCAUCAUUCUUUGGUCUGUUUUGUACUACCUUCCCCUCUACUAUGAGGCCGUCAAGGGAAUGACCCCCAUCGUGGCCGGCAUCGCUCUCUUCCCGCAGACCUUCACGGUUGCGCCGGCGGCUAUGAUUGUUGGAGCCACCAUCGCAAAGACGGGCAAAUACCGCUGGGCGAUUUGGGCGGGAUGGUUUCUCACAACCUUUGGAAUGGGUCUUCUCAUCUUACUUAAGCCUGACACCACGACUGUCGAGUGGAUCUUCCUCAAUCUUGUCGGCGGACUCGGAACCGGCAUGCUGUUCCCCGCGAUGGCCAUUGCGACGCAAGCCUCCGCCAUGAGCAAAGACCAGGCCUACGCCUCGAACAUCUUCUCCUUCCUACGUGCCUUUGGACAAACAAUAGGCGUCGCCAUCGGCGGCGUGAUCUUCCAGAACCAGAUGAAAAAGAAGAUGCUCACGUUCCCUCUGCUCGCCGACAAGGCGGCCGAGUACUCAAAGGAUGCGGCUGGUCUGGUCGAAAUCAUUAAGGCUUUACCUGCGGGUGAGAUGAAAGACCAGCUGCGCGAGAGCUACACGGAUGCGCUUAAGUACAUAUGGAUCGUUAUGACGGUCUUCGCGGCAGUCGCGCUCAUUGCGAGCGCCUUUACGAAAGCGUAUCCCCUGGAUCGAGCACUGGAGACGGAACAGGGGUUCAAGGAAAAGAGGAGGUCGAAGGAUGUAGAGCAGGAGGCACAGUAAGGCGGGCACGCGGUGUCGUACAAACGGGUGUGCCACCGGACGGGUCGAUUUCCUUCCUUCUGCAUAUCGCAUCAGCGCGGCGUUGGAUAUAGAGCGGUUGAUUUCAUGGAAGGAUGGCUGAAUGGGCAUGGAUGUACUGAUACCUUAGAAGAUAGAUGGGAUGGUCCGACCCGACUCUGGAUACUUAAUGUUUAGUCCUGUACUUUUGGG